CCUAGUCACACUCCCAGUGUAUGAACAUGUCUAUUUUUAACUAGUCGGCAGACACAGAUAUAGUCUCACUCAAGCUUUUAGUGACUAAGCUGAACACAAGCGUGGAGCUCACAGUAAAAACACUAUGGGUAGACAAAGAACCCAAACAUCCAAGCUCCAUCGCCAUUGUGAGAGCUGUCACAGCCGGCGCUGCAAAACCCCGAUUGAGAUUUCUGUGUCAUGUGCGAUUAUGAGCUGUCGUUUGCUGUGCGGUGCUGUGUUUCACCUGUGCAAGGAAGAAGAACACAUGCUCUUGUGCCCCAAUGAAAGGGUACCUUGUCUCAAUGUUGAAUAUGGCUGCCUGUUCACCAUGUGCCGCUCAAACCUGGCUAAGCAUUUGACAGUGUGUCCCGCCAGUGUUGUCUCCUGCUCAAUGGAAUGGAACCGCUGGCCUAUUGAAGAGUCUGAGACCCCUGAGUUUUACGAGAACAUUUUGAAGGAGAACUACACUCAUGAACCUCUGGAUCUCUCGAUGGCUCUGAGGGACCAGCAGCAUCUGUUUCAUUCUCUCAAAAUGAAAACUCUCUUCCCUGAACUUAUUGAAAAGGUGGCUGAGGAGCCUUCGGUUGUGGUCCCGGAGGGGGCCGUGGGAGGGGUACCACUGUCAAAUGGAGUUGAAGAAGCAUUUGAGUCUUCAAGCGCAGUAACUGAAGAAGGUGAGCUGACUCAGGAGGAACGAGAGGAAUUGGCAAGGAAUCCUCAUGUGGUCAAUCUUGAAAGCUAUAAUAUUUGGGAAAAAAUGUUCAGCAUGGAGUUAAGCGGCUGCAAGCAUACAAUAAAAUCUUUGGAGCAAAAUCCCGAAACCCCUCGCAAAGAAAUAAAGCCACAAGCCAACCCAAAUAGGUUGGAAGUCUUACAGGAAGAGCUGCCAACGGAGAUCGAAAGUCUUGAUGCCCCUACUGACAUCAGUCAAUACAACUUCAUGGACGAAGACAAAUUCCUCAUCGCCACAUCCCUGUUUGCAUGUGACACGAGACCCAAGAAGAAACUUGUCUACGAACAUUUAGAGCCCAUGAAGAUUAAAAUAGUCAGAACUUUCAAAGUCCCGACCAGCUUCAAAGCCAAACAAAGUCGCAUUCGAAACCCCUCGCAUAACAAGAAGGUGAACGCAAGCGUAGACACAUCUGACCUAGGUGUUGAAAUUGAUGACAUGCCAAAAUGGGAUGAAGUUCAAGCUACUCUCUUAUGCUCUUUGGAGCGGGAACUACGGGGCCAUCUCAUAGCUGAAUCCAUGUCCACAGAUGCCCUUCUUCUGGACACUGGAACACAGACGUAUGAUUUCUACUCUGCACCUUUUAAAGCAGAGGCUUCACUGGCUGACAUCACUGCUGACCGGGCUUUGAAACUCCACGUCCAAGUUCAGGCCGAGAGCGUCACCAGAAGACACAACAAAUCCAGCUCUGCGUUUACGUACCUCUGCAACCACAUAUUCAGACGGGAUGAGUUUCCUUCACACUACAAGAACGUUCACUCUGACAUCCAGAGCUGCGUCAGUGGAUGGUUUGAACAGCGAUGCCCUCUCUCCUACCUUGGCUGCACUUUUAUUCAGAGAAGGUUUCAGCCCAGCUCUCACAGAGCGAUUGUUUUCUACGACAAGGAGCUCAGCACUUUCUGCCUCCGACCAGAGGUCUCAGAUAAACUGUAUGAAGGUAUACAACCGGUGAAUGUGGAAAGGAAGCGUGCACGCAAUACAGAUGCUCUGAGCAGGCUGCCUUUUGAGGUUCUAGUCCAUGUUGCUGGAUUUCUUGACAGCUUCACCCUGUCCCAGCUGGCUCUGGUUUCUCAUCUCAUGAGAGAGGUAUGCAGGACCUUGCUUCAUGAAAGAGGAAUGGUUUCACUGAAGUGGGAGAAGAAGGUCUACUCUCAUGGUGGAUGGUGCUGGAGAGCCAGAAAGAGGGUCUGGCAGUUUAGUAACCUGUUCUCCACUGUGGACAGCUGGUGCUUUGACAAAUUGCCUCCGAUUUCUGAACAUCUAAAGGUUUGUCCAUACUACCAGAGAGAGAAUAAGACAGCACCUGUUCCUUUAACUGGUGUUCAUGAGUAUCAUGAGAAGGAAGCGCACAGGAAUCAGAGUCUAGUCUCCUUGUUCAUAAAAAACAAGUAGCAUUUGUAUUAUAAGAGACAAUCAAAUUAAAUGUUUUAAUGUGUCAUAUACACACAAACCCACAAAAUCAUUUUGUUCAAAAUUAUACUUUGUCAUAUGUGCAAAAAUAAAUAAAUGAACCACAAUUCUUCAGCUUUUGGAUGGAAUUAUUAUUUUUGUGAGAGUGUGCGUGUGCGUGUGUGUGUGUAAAACUGAUACUCUGUCCUUUCACCGAACCAUGAAAAUUCAAUCCUCAUUUACUUCACCUUCACGUCUUUCCAGGCCUGUUUUGCUUACUUUCUUCCAUAGAUCACAAAGGAUAUUAUACCAUGAAC
Puntigrus tetrazona (Sumatra barb) is the source of this 2457-nucleotide messenger RNA. It is a transcript of the gene fbxo40.1, whose product is annotated as F-box protein 40, tandem duplicate 1. Gene Ontology annotation, cellular component: cytoplasm. The transcript has 3 exons. The record is from RefSeq and is a predicted model, not a curated record. Lineage: Eukaryota; Metazoa; Chordata; Actinopteri; Cypriniformes; Cyprinidae. Bases 125 to 2143 code for a protein of 672 amino acids. Gene Ontology annotation, molecular function: protein binding; ubiquitin protein ligase activity; zinc ion binding.